AUGUCGUCACCAUUGUUCGCAAAUGUCGACUCCUACAAGCAGCCUACACUCCGUGAGGAGUCAGGCUAUGCUUCAGCCGAAUCCAGCCAAGAGAGUCUGCCCGAAGUUUACUUCGCAAAGCCUCACUUGAAGUUUAUCAACGCUCAGCUACAGAAGCUCGAGCCUCAGGACAUCCUUCGAUGGGCCAUCACAUCUCUGCCUGGGCUAUUCCAGACUACCGCCUUUGGACUUACUGGCCUCGUUACUGUGGACAUGCUUUCGAAGCUUGAUGGACCGUUGAAGCACAACAUCGACUUGAUCUUCCUGGACACCCUUUACCACUUUGAUGAAACAUAUGCCCUUGUCGACCGGGUAAAGAGGCGAUACGGAACACCAGUACACGUUUACAAGCCUGCUGGGUGCGACAAUGUCAACGACUUCACUACCAAGCAUGGCGACAAGCUUUGGGACACCAACGAUGAACUCUAUGACUACGUUGCUAAAGUAGAGCCUGCCGAGCGUGCCUACUCUGAACUUCAAGUCAAGGCCGUCCUGACUGGUCGCCGACGCAGCCAAGGUGGAAAGCGAGGAGACCUAGACAUCAUCGAGAUCGAUGAGGCUGGCCUCAUCAAGAUCAACCCUCUAGCCAACUGGAGCUUCGCCCAAGUAAAGGAAUACGUUGACGCCAACGACGUCCCAUACAACGACCUUCUCAACAGGGGUUACAAGAGUGUUGGGGACUGGCACUCUACACAGCCAGUGGCCGCUGGAGAGGAUGAGCGCUCAGGACGCUGGAAGGGCAAGAACAAGACCGAGUGCGGUAUUCACAACCCCAAGUCACGAUACGCUCAGUUCCUCCAAGAGCAGGCGAUGAAGCAACAAAAUGAGGAUCUGGCCAACAAGCUGCAACAAGUCUCUCUGAACGUCUAG
Molecule: messenger RNA, 909 nt
Organism: Alternaria atra
Lineage: Eukaryota; Fungi; Ascomycota; Dothideomycetes; Pleosporales; Pleosporaceae
Exons: 2
Coding region: 1-909 (302 amino acids)
Cellular component (GO): cytoplasm
Molecular function (GO): phosphoadenylyl-sulfate reductase (thioredoxin) activity
Source: RefSeq, a predicted model, not a curated record